AUGACUCUCCAUAGCAGCACAAUUGCAUUUCUAGUCUUGAUCUUCAGUUUAGUGUGUUCAUUGGAUUUUGUUGUAGCCGCCCGGAAUAAUCGAUAUGUAACAUGUGGUACAGUACUGAAACUGCUCAAUACUGACUACAAGGUGCGAUUACAUUCGCAUGAUGUAAAAUAUGGAACGGGUUCGGGUCAACAGUCGGUUACCGCCACGGAACUGCAGGAAGAUGUUAACAGCCAUUGGGCAGUGAAGGCUGCCACAGGCAAACAUUGUGAUCGAGGAGAGCCAAUUAAAUGUGGAGAUACUAUUCGACUGCACCAUCUAGCUACGAACAAAAACCUUCAUUCCCAUCAUUUCCAGAGUCCGCUGUCUGGUAACCAAGAGAUUUCAGCCUAUGGUGAUGAGCGAGGUGAGGGAGAUUCUGGAGAUCACUGGCUGUUAAUUUGCUCGGGCGACAGUUGGCAGCGAGCGAACCCUGUCCGGUUUCAGCACACCGAUACCGACAUGUAUCUUGGCGUGUCCGGGCGUACCUUUGGACGGCCAAUCAAUGGUCAGAUGGAAGUGGUUGGUAUUCCGAAUCCUUACUCUGGCACGGAAUGGGUCGCUGCUGAAGGGCUCUUCAUCCAUCCGACGGAGAAGGAUAGUGGUGCUCGAGUGCAUACCGAGCUGUGAGCGGUAGGAGGAUAAUAAUGCAUAUUGCAUGACCGAUUAUUAUUUAUUGUGGCCAGCCUAACGCAAUAUUGAAAUAGCUCAAUCAAGGAUGAUACGUUUUAACGCAAACAACCGGACUACACGAAGUUAUUGUCCAACAGACGAUUGUGUAGGUUCGAAACAAUGAAUACUGUGCAAAAUACAACAU
Messenger RNA from Anopheles nili, 853 nucleotides. Its product is annotated as stromal cell-derived factor 2. The coding region runs from base 1 to 666 and encodes 221 amino acids. The transcript is spliced from 4 exons. Lineage: Eukaryota; Metazoa; Arthropoda; Insecta; Diptera; Culicidae. The record is from RefSeq and is a predicted model, not a curated record.